AUGCGCUUCUCCUUUGCCCUCCUACUUUCCUGCCUCAGCACCGGUGUCCUGGCCGGGGGCAUCCGUGGUGCGUACGAGCGCAUGUUCAUCUGGUACGUCUACCAGGCGCACAUCACGGACCUCGACUGGCGGUACUCCAGUGUCGACGACAUCGAAAUCCUCAGAGAUGGAUUUGGCACAGCAAAACCUCACGGCACGUUGACGUUCAACGAGUUCAUCGAUGUCCAAUUGCCCUUCGACCCGAAGACCACCAAGUACUGCACUUAUUGGUACGACAACGAUGGAAGUCUUGACUGUGAAUGGGUCCCUGACUCGUGGAGCAUUGAGAUGGAGGACUUUUUGCGAUGGAACCCCUCCCUCACCGCCAGCUGCGGAAACUUCAUCGAGGGCCGGAGCUACUGCGUUGAGGCAUACGGAGAGCCGGCUGGCGGUGUCGAGCCGCCCGCCGUGACCGGUGGUCCCUCCACUCCUUCCACCUCGACCGUACCGGCGACCACCACUACCGCCCCGGCGGGCAACGGCAUCACCACACCCCUGCCGAUCCAACCCGGCAUGGUCAGUGACUGCGACUCUUUCUAUUUUGUCAAGUUGGGCGAUAGCUGCACUACCAUCGCCGCCAGCAACGGCAUCUCCUUGACCCAGUUCACCACUUGGAACCCGCAAGUCGGCGGCGCUUCCUGCUCCGGGCUCUGGGCCAACGCGUACGUGUGCGUCAGCACCAUUGGACACUCUCCAUCCGUCAGCACAACCGUCCCUGCUGCCAUCCCGACCACCACCGCACCCAGCAACGGAAUCAACACGCCCACUCCCAUCCAGCCUGGCAUGGUCGGCAACUGCGACGCCUUCUACCUUCCUGCCACGACCACCACGGCCGGUAACGGUAUCGCGACCCCAACCAACAUCCAGCCGGGCAUGGUGAACAACUGCGAUGACUUCUACCUGGUCAAGUCUGGCGACUCGUGCGUGUCCAUUGCAGCGGCUAAGGGUAUCACGGUUGCGCAGUUCUCCACGUGGAACUCCAAGGUCGGAAGCACAUGCACGGGUUUGUGGGCUGAUACCUAUGCUUGCGUGAGCAUUGUCGGACAUACGCCUACUACGGGUACCUCUCCCGUGUCGACCCCGUCGCCGAUCCAGUCGGGCAUGGUUUCGGGAUGCAAGAAGUUUCACUUUGUCCAGGCCGGCGAGACGUGCGAUACGAUUGCGAGCAAGUAUGGCGUCACUACUGCCAACUUCAAGAAGUGGAAUCCUGCUGUCAAGUCAGACUGCACCGGAAUGUGGGCCAACACCUAUGCUUGUGUCGGUGUUUAA
Sordaria macrospora k-hell is the source of this 1308-nucleotide messenger RNA. NCBI's taxonomy places the organism in Eukaryota, Fungi, Ascomycota, Sordariomycetes, Sordariales, Sordariaceae. The record is from RefSeq and is a predicted model, not a curated record.